AUGAAUGUCUCGAAUCUUCCGGCCUCUGACCUGUUGUCUUCGCAACUUGGCCCUGUAGUUCAAGACGCCGAAGAAGGUGCCCCAUAUUCCACGUGCUUGUGUGUGACACAGAGUAUGAUGCUGACAUCUCCCCCAGAGACCUUCCUGUUGUUCAGCCAAGAUAUACCCAGUAAUAAUCUUGGCUUUGUUGAUCAGAAGGCGGAGGUGAUCGAACUUGAAAUUGCGGGUCGCGAAUAUUUUAUUCGACAGUCCCCCGGUCUGCUCAACUCCAACAACCACUCUGGCACAACAGGUGCAGUUCUAUGGAAAGUCACUCCUCUUCUGGCUGAGUGGCUCUCAAGUAGACCACCAAUCCUCGCUGCCCUCAACGCUCUUCAUCCCCAGGCCACGGUGGUAGAGCUGGGUUGUGGACUAAACGGCCUUAUUGGACAAGUCCUAUCACACUCGGUCAGAAGAUAUGUUUUUACGGACCUACCUUUUAUUAUCCGACAUUUGAAGACCAACCUAGUGGAGGCAACACCGUCCCGUCGAAAGCAUGAACAGAAACAUAAGAAGCCCACUUCUCCACCCACACGACCAGUGCCAGGCCAAGAUGUGUUACAGUUCUGCGCUCUCAAUUGGGAGACCGAUGAGGCAGAGACCUUGAAUCCGACCCUGACCUCUGACGGCAGUAUUGACCUUGUAAUUCUUUGUGACUGUGUCUACAACGAGUACCUGGUGAAGCCUUUGGUACAGACAUGUGCUGACAUUUGCCGUCUGGGCCAAAAGGGGAACAAGCCUCCUGUGAUGAUCAUUGCUCAGCAACUGCGUUCUGAUAUCGUUUUUGAAGAGUUUCUCGACAAGCUGAUCCAACAUUUCAAUGUGUGGCGAGUGCCUGGCGACAAGAUAUUGUCAGGACUGGGGACAAACUCUGGGUAUGUUGUCCAUCUGGCCAUCUUGAAGGACAUGGAAGAUGGUGCAUGAAUGUCGCCGAUUGUGAAGAACCAAGAGCGGGACUACAGCUUCUGAAUGCACACUGACUGAUACAAUAUUGAACUGAACACUCUCAUCCUCACAGAUCCAGAAGGCGC
Molecule: messenger RNA, 1070 nt
Organism: Exophiala mesophila
Lineage: Eukaryota; Fungi; Ascomycota; Eurotiomycetes; Chaetothyriales; Herpotrichiellaceae
Exons: 1
Coding region: 1-963 (320 amino acids)
Source: RefSeq, a predicted model, not a curated record